AUGAAGGAAUUAUCGCCGAUUGCACGUCCUUUGGCGGAGAGGAAGUUAUUGAAGAAACUGCACAAAGUUAUUAAAAAAGCUUCGAAGCAACGACAAGUAAAACGUGGUGUAAAAGAAGUGGUGAAAGGAAUCCGGAAAGGAGAGAAGGGCUUGCUCGUCCUCGCGGCAGACAUAACACCCAUCGACAUCAUCUCCCACUUACCCGUACUAAGUGAAGACGAACAAAUACCCUACGUCUUCAUUCCGUCAAAAGAAGAGCUCGGACGUGCGAGCUCGACGAAGAGGCCGACGAGCUGCGUCAUGGUUUGUCCGGACGCUAAGAAGCGGAAGCGGAAGGAAAAGGAUGGUGAGAAGGAGAAGGAGGACAAGGAUGAGGAUGAUGACUAUAAGGAGCUGUAUAAUGAGUGUUGCAAAGAGGUUGCGAAGUUGCAGGAGAAGAUAUUUUUCUAG
Molecule: messenger RNA, 450 nt
Organism: Fomitiporia mediterranea MF3/22
Lineage: Eukaryota; Fungi; Basidiomycota; Agaricomycetes; Hymenochaetales; Hymenochaetaceae
Product: L30e-like protein
Exons: 3
Coding region: 1-450 (149 amino acids)
Biological process (GO): rRNA pseudouridine synthesis; ribosome biogenesis; snRNA pseudouridine synthesis
Cellular component (GO): box H/ACA snoRNP complex; nucleolus
Molecular function (GO): box H/ACA snoRNA binding
Source: RefSeq, a predicted model, not a curated record